AUGCUUUUAGAGAAGAUGAAAGAGAUCACCGGAAUUCAAGACUUGGCUUUCCUUCACACGGCUCUAAAGGCUGCCAAAGGGGACCUGAUGGAAGCUGUCAUCUUCCUGACGGAGGAGCACACUGAGGAGCCGGCUCAGGACGCGGCUGCUGCGGAGCCAUGCCCCUGGGAAGGGAGCGCCAUGGGCGGUCAGCCCGCACACAAUGUUAUUGCUGCGCUUGCCCCUAAGCACAGCGACGACCACCACGCGCCCGACUGCAAGCUGCUGGAAUCGCCCAAAGCUCGGGCUGCAGAACGAGACGCUGCUGAAAGGCCGCAGGAAGCGCAUUCUGCUGAAUGCAAGACUCGCCCCAAAAGGAAACGCUGUGAAAUCUGGGGAGAGAAGCCCAAGCAGAACGACUGGAGAAGAGUGGGCGACUGGCCCGUUGGGAUGAAGAACAUUGGAAACACGUGCUGGUUUAGCGCCGUCAUCCAGUCUCUGUUUCAGUUGCCCGAGUUUCGGAGGCUGGUCCUGGGGUACUCCCUCCCACAAAACGUGCUGGAGAGCACCCGCAGUCACACUGGAAAAAGAAACAUUGCCUUCAUGCAAGAGCUUCAGCGUCUGUUUGCGUUGAUGCUGGGGACGCGCAGUAAGUUUGUAGACCCCUCCGCAGCGCUGGAACUCCUGCGGGAUGCGUUUCGCUCGGCUGAACAGCAGCAGCAAGACGUGAGCGAGUUCACACACAAACUGCUGGACUGGCUGGAGGACGCCUUCCAGCUGGCUGUGAACGUCAAGACCCCUGGGGACAAAUCCGAAAACCCGAUGGUGCAGCUUUUCUACGGGACUUUCUUGACGGAGGGCGUCCAUGAGGGCAAUACCUUUUCCAAGAUCGAAACCUUUGGCCAGUAUCCCCUGCGGGUAAAUGAUUAUCACAACUUGAGCGAGUGCUUGGAAGGAGCCAUGGUGGAGGGAGAGGUGGAUGCGGCGGCAGCGUCGCGGUCGGUGGAGUACGGACUGCAGCGCUGGUUUACAAAACUCCCACCAGUUCUGACCUUUGAACUCUCCCGAUUUGAGUUCAAUCAGUCACUAAGGCAGCCAGAGAAAAUUCACACCAGGCUAGAGUUUCCCCAGACUAUUUAUAUGGACAGAUACCUCUACUGCAGUAAAGAGCUUAUCCAGAGGAAGAGAGAAGAAAUGAGGAGACUGAAGGAGAAACUGGGGGUUCUGCAGCAGAAGCUGGAGAGGUACAUGGAGUACGGCUCUGGCGCCGCCCGCUUUCCCCUGCCCGACAUGCUGCGGUACGUCCUGGAGUUCGUCGCCACCAAGGCAGCGGCGCGGGGCCCUCGGGCAGCGCCCCUGCGGUCCCACACCCGGCCCCCUGUUCCGGACGUGGCCUCGCAGCCAGACAGCUCACUAGAGAGGAAGGACGGGGAGCCUGAAGACGGGGCUUUCUUUUCGGCAAACCCCUCGCCGCAGCAGAAGUCGAGUGCGCCACCGCAGCCGUGUGCUUCUCCAGAGGAAAUGGAGACGAGCGAGCACCCGGCUCCUCAGGCAGUUUCCGAGGAGGAGCUGAGCCUGGUUCAGACGUGUCUGCAGCGAUGGAGGAGCGAGAUCGAACGAGAUGUGCAAGAUCUGAAGGAGUCCAUUGCCAGGAUCAGCCUGUCCAUUGAACAGAUGUACUGUGACCCCCUCCUCCAACAGGUUCCCUAUCGCCUGCACGCGGUCUUGGUCCACGAAGGGCAAGCGAACGCUGGUCACUACUGGGCCUACGUCUACGACCAGGGCCGGCAGAGCUGGCUCAAGUACAACGACGUGGCGGUGACUGAGUCGUGCUGGGAGGAGCUGCAGAGGGACUCGUUCGGGGGCCUGCGGAACGCCAGCGCCUACUGCCUGAUGUACACCAGCGAUCGGGAGCCCCGCGGCGCCGCAGACGCGGAUGGUGGCUGCGAGGGGGGACAGGCUGGGACGGAGACGGAGGCGCUGCCCCCGGAGCUGCGGCUCUACGUGCAGGAGCAGAACUGGCGGCUGGAGCAGGAGGCCGAGGAGUGGGAGGAGGAGCAGUCCUGCAAGAUCCCGCAGAUGGAGCCCUCGCCCGCCUCCGAGUCGCAGGACCCCUCAUCUGAGUCAGGACCAGAUCCGUCUGCGGUCUGUGAGCAGAGCGUACGCACGCUGUCCUCGGAGCACGCCAUGAUCGCCAAGGAGCAGACUGCCAAGGCCAUCGCCAACACCGCCGACGCCUACGAGAAGAACGGGGUGGAGGCGGCUCUGUGCAAGCCCACGGAGGCAGAGCCGCUGAUGGCCCAGCCGGGAGAAACCGCCCUGACGGUGCAGGCAGCGCCGGCGCAGGACGCUCCGGACGCGGCAGCUGCUGCCCAGGGCAGCUCGCAGGUCUCUGAGGUGGAAAUCCCCAGCGUGGGGAAGAUCCCCGUUAGAUCCGAUGCAGAUGGAUAUAACGAGGAGGUGAUGCUGAGCCCAGCCAUGCAAGGGGUCAUCCUGGCUAUUGCGAAAGCCCGGCAGACCUUUGAUCGCGAUGGGUCUGAAGCAGGGCUCGUCAAGGCGUUCCACGAGGAGUACUCACGGCUGUACCUGCUGGCCAGGGAGACCCCGACGCCGCAGAACGACGCGCGGCUGCAGCACGUGCUCAUCUACUUCCUGCAGAACAACGCCCCGCAGCAGGUGGUGGAGCGGACGCUGCUCGAGCAGUUUGCGGACAAAAACCUCAGCUACGACGAGAGGUCCAUCAGCAUCAUGAAGGUGGCGCGAGCGAAGCUGCGAGAGAUCGGCCCCAACGACGUGGACAUGGAGGAGUACAGGAAGUGGCACGAGGACUACAGCCUGUUUCGCAAGGUGUCCGUCUACCUGCUGACGGGGCUGGAGCUGUACCAGAACAGAAAGUACCAGGAGUCCCUGACGUACCUGAUCUACGCCUACCAGAGCAACGCCAAGCUGCUGCUGAAGGGGGCCAACCGCGGCGUGGACGAGGCGCUGAUCACCCAGUACAGGCGCGAGUGUCUCCUGAAGCUGAACGAGGUGGCGGCGUCGCUGUUCUCCAGCUGCGAGGAGGCGCGCGUGGCCGAGGGCAUCGCCAUCCUGAACGAGCUGAUCAUCCCCUGCAUGCACCUCAUGAGCAGCUUCGAGAUCUCCAAGGAGGACCUGAGCGCCAUCGAGGACAUGAGGAGCUGCUGGUGCUCCUACCUGGGCCGGGAGGACAUGGACGGGCUCCGGCGCCGCCUGCCGCGGGUGCCCUGGACGUACCUGGGGGCAGCUGUCGAGGCGCAGGGCCCGGGCGGCAGCAGCAGAGCGAGGGACACGGUGAAGAUCGUCCCCACAGCCGGAGCUCACUGCGAAGGACAUGGCCUCCCCAGUCAGAGCAAGAUUCCUCCUGGCUUCAGGGUGAAGAAGGGGAAGAACGAAGCGAUGGUGGCCAAGGAAGAGAAACUCCUGCGGCUCCCGGCCAGGCAGGGCUGUGCCAGCUCCAUCAAGUGCCCUGGAGCUGCCGGGGCGGGAAUUUCACCUCCUCCAGCAGAGAAACGG
Mesitornis unicolor (brown roatelo) is the source of this 3513-nucleotide messenger RNA. It is a transcript of the gene USP28, whose product is annotated as ubiquitin specific peptidase 28. The annotation marks the transcript as partial. The record is from RefSeq and is a predicted model, not a curated record. Gene Ontology annotation, cellular component: nucleus; cytosol. Gene Ontology annotation, molecular function: cysteine-type endopeptidase activity; cysteine-type deubiquitinase activity; protein binding. Gene Ontology annotation, biological process: regulation of protein stability; protein deubiquitination; DNA damage checkpoint signaling. The transcript has 26 exons. NCBI's taxonomy places the organism in Eukaryota, Metazoa, Chordata, Aves, Mesitornithiformes, Mesitornithidae.